AAUCAAAGCAAAAAAUGAGUCAAUUUAUAUCAUCUUGUAUGUUUAGCCACAUCACGAAAGCAAAUGCAUUUUUCUCUAUAAAUAGUGAAUUUUAUGUUUUGCUAAGUAUCCCAUUGCCUCCGUUUUCUUGCAUGCUAGAUAUCUGUAACUUUUCCAUACAAAAAAAAAAAAAAAUGGUUCUUACCACCCUAGAAAUGCUUACCGCAGCGAGCACAUUUUUGGUCUUAGUUUGGGCUCCAUUUUCACGAUUCUUUCUCCAUGAACUUCAGUCUUACGUAACCAUGUUAUUUAUCAACAAAAUCACGAUCUUCAUCUCUCCCUGUGUUACAAUUGCUUUCCACGAGUACAGUAGUACUGACACUUUCACCCGAAGCCAAUACUAUGAAAAUAUCCAAAACUAUGUUAGUGUCAACUCCGUUGGCAGGCUAGCUCGAAAACUCAAGGCUGUUGAUGUUAAAGAUAGCAGGACUAUGUUUCUAGGACUAGACGACAUCGCCGAAGUCCAUGACGAAUUCCAAGGCGUUAAAGUCAAGUGGAAUUCUGACAAAACAGUCUCUGUAGCCUCAUCCAGGGGGACUUAUUCCAACUCCAACGAGAAAAGGCACUACACACUCUCUUUCCAUAAACGCCACUAUCAACUCAUCACCACCUUUUAUAUCGAUCACGUCAUGAAGGAGGGAAAAGAAAUAGCUCUGAAGAAUCGGAAGCGAAAACUUUACACCAAUAGCUCUUCCCAGUUUGGUCGAGGGUGGACCAGUGUCGACUUCGAGCAUCCGGCAAGUUUUGAUACACUUGCUUUGGACCCUGAGAAGAAGAAAGAGAUUAUAAAAGACCUCCUUAAGUUCAGAAACGGAAAGCGGUACUAUAAAAAAAUUGGUAAGCCUUGGAAACGAGGGUAUCUUCUUUAUGGCCCUCCUGGGACUGGAAAGUCAACCUUGAUUGCUGCCAUGGCUAAAUAUCUAGAUUAUGAUCCAAAAAAUUUUUUUUACAUCUAUGAUUUGGAGCUCACGGCUGUUAGUAAUAACAACGAGCUGAAGAAGCUGUUGACGGCCAUUUCGAGUAAGUCCAUCAUUGUGGUUGAAGAUAUCGACUGUUCGCAUCAUCUCACUGGUCAACGAAAGAAGAAAAAAGAAGAUGGAGAACAGAGUGCAGACUCUGUUCCUGAAACGUUCAAUUCAGAAAAUGAGAGUAGUAAGGUCACUCUCUCUGGACUUUUGAACUUCACUGAUGGGCUUUCGUCUGCAUGUGGGGAUGAGAGAAUUUUUGUGUUCAGUACUAAUUAUUUUGACAAACUUGAUCCAGCUCUCAUUCGGAAAGGAAGAAUGGACAAGCACAUAGAGCUCUCUUACUGUGGUUUUGAAGCAUUUAAGUUGCUUGCAAAGAUCUACUUGGAUGUUGAAUCACAUGAUGAUUUGUUUCCGACGAUUGAGCGUUUGUUGGGUGAAACUGAUAUGACUCCUGCUGAUGUAACUGAGAAUUUGAUUGCAUAUUCUGAAGACGAAGACGCAGACAAGUGUUUGAAGAAUUUGGUUGAAGCUCUUGAGAAGGCCAAGGAGGAGGCUGAGGAAGAAGCUAAGUUGGAGAAAGAGAGUGCAGGAAUUUCUGGCACCAAAGGUGUUGCGAAAUACAGUGGAGCGUUAGUUAUUAAGGAAGCCAAUGGAUCAGUCACCCCCACUGCGGAAGGAAGUUUGGGGAAGAACAAGGCUGUAUGUAUGCCUUUUUAAUUAUUAUUUGUAGUUAGAAUUGGUGGCCAUCUGGAUUGUAAUUGGAAUGUAGUGCUGUGUGUCAGUUGUCUAUUCAAAAAAUGAACAAGAAAAUUUAAAAAAAAAAUAGGUUGCGUGUCUGUCUAGUAUGUGUGGUGUGGUGUGUGAGCAUAGCUUCAUGUCUUGUGUUGUAUGUUUUUAAUUCAUCAGAUGUACACGUGUGACAUAUUUUAAUAAAAAUUGCAUGUUAUUUGCAAAAGUAAA
This is a messenger RNA of Humulus lupulus (European hop), 1967 nucleotides long. Its product is annotated as AAA-ATPase ASD, mitochondrial-like. Gene Ontology annotation, molecular function: ATP binding; ATP hydrolysis activity. The record is from RefSeq and is a predicted model, not a curated record. The coding region runs from base 15 to 1724 and encodes 569 amino acids. The transcript is spliced from 4 exons. NCBI's taxonomy places the organism in Eukaryota, Viridiplantae, Streptophyta, Magnoliopsida, Rosales, Cannabaceae.